AUGGCCUUCGUCGCAAAAGCCCCCCACUCUUCUGUUGUCAUCUCUGGCUGUGUCGCCUUCACCGGCGUGCUUUGCUCGCGAAAUAUGAAAACACUCGUUCGGCAAUACGAGCACAACCCACUGGACAAGGAGGGGAAUGUCAAUGCCGCGGUCUGGGACCGUCUCAGCGACUUCUUUCAGUCACGCGGCUACACCUUCUGGACCCGCGCGCCCAGAAUAUUCUGUCAGGACUGGCCUGGCGUCGUGAGCAUGCACGGGUUUGGAUACGCUCCCGCUCAUGAAGGCUUUGACGAGGACAGCGGCUUCGACGACCUGCACCACUUUGACUACCCCACUCACGCAGUCCAUGCGGCUAACACUGCGGAUGGUCGCGCCGUCGUUCUACGCGUUCUCGCCGUGGGCGACGAGGGACGGACACACGUUUCUAUACUCGAGUUCAUAGCGUCGACAUACCAUGCGACUGCGAGUAGAAACCAUGCGCUACCGCUCCUUGAGGUCAUCCACUUCGACGAUAUCACAUUUGGAGUCUUUCCGAAGGUCGGCCAGGACCUUCGACAGCUGUUCUGGCCCAUCCGCAAGAACUCCGUCGGCGAUAUACUGGACAUCCUUAUGCAGUGCCUAGAGGCCCUUGAUUAUAUUCACGGGGAGAAUAUAGCUCACAGGGACGCAUACAAGGAGAACUUUCUCCUCCAGUAUUACCCACAUUCGCUAGUGAAAGAGCCUCUGCGCACAACUCGACCCCGAGUUUUUCUCCUCGACUUCGAGGUUGCAGUCGGUUUCGCGGACUUGCCUCGAGAGAAACACCUUUGCGUCGGUGCGUCUCACGGGGGCACUGUCCCCAUGACCACGGACUUCAACGGCCGAGUCUCUCCGGAAGUGUUGACUGGCGAGCCGUACUGUCCUUACAAGCUGGACGUGUGGCAGCUGGGCAAAAGCUUCGUUGAUUUCAAGUCGACGAUCCACUCGAUCGAUGAGGUUCUCGAGCGCAUGCGCGAUCCCAAACUCUCUUUACGCCUCACGGCAUCUGACGCGCAGAGGCAAUUGGCGAAGAUUGUGGCUGCUACAUAUCCACGCGAUUUGUUGAUACCGCCUGACUACUCCGCUUUCCCGCCCUCUAUCCUCAACCUUGGAAAUAGGGAGCUAUAUGUCUGA
Epithele typhae is the source of this 1152-nucleotide messenger RNA. Its product is annotated as kinase-like domain-containing protein. Gene Ontology annotation, biological process: protein phosphorylation. The record is from RefSeq and is a predicted model, not a curated record. The transcript has 7 exons. NCBI's taxonomy places the organism in Eukaryota, Fungi, Basidiomycota, Agaricomycetes, Polyporales, Epitheliaceae. Gene Ontology annotation, molecular function: protein kinase activity; ATP binding. Bases 1 to 1152 code for a protein of 383 amino acids.